Molecule: messenger RNA, 438 nt
Organism: Mixia osmundae IAM 14324
Lineage: Eukaryota; Fungi; Basidiomycota; Mixiomycetes; Mixiales; Mixiaceae
Exons: 2
Coding region: 1-438 (145 amino acids)
Source: RefSeq, a predicted model, not a curated record
AUGACCGUCGAAGCUAGUGUCACUGCUCGGCAAGAUCAGAUCGUCCUCACGGACUCUACUCCCAAGCCUCGCAUACGAUUUGCGGAACCGGACAAGAUCUGGCCUGAAUGCUCGGGAUCCACAGAUGAGCUCGAUGCGCCCGAUCUGGAUCGAGUGGACAAAGUUACCAUCUGGCUCGAAUCAUUCGGACAGCAUAGUCGCUUUGAGGAUCCCGAGCUUGCCAAUUCAGCAUGUACACAUUCCGGCUCUGAUUCGCAGUUGUUAGCCUAUAGAAGUACGGGAGACGAGAAGUAUCGGCCACCACCGCCGCUCAAGGGCAUCUUGCGCGACCGUCGAGCGCUUACAUCCCAGGAUCAGCUCUGUCACCUGAUAACGACCCAAAUUGUAGCACCCGCUACUGCAGCGGUCGAUUACUUGAUAAGCCUGAUAUAUUGGUAG